Messenger RNA from Trematosphaeria pertusa, 2133 nucleotides. Its product is annotated as P-loop containing nucleoside triphosphate hydrolase protein. Gene Ontology annotation, molecular function: ATP binding; ATP hydrolysis activity. The transcript has 2 exons. Bases 1 to 2133 code for a protein of 710 amino acids. Lineage: Eukaryota; Fungi; Ascomycota; Dothideomycetes; Pleosporales; Trematosphaeriaceae. The record is from RefSeq and is a predicted model, not a curated record.
AUGGAAGCUCCCCCAACCCAAGGAAUCAAGCGCCGGCACAGCGAUCGCCGACUGCACGAUGGCGCCAAACGCGCGAGGAACGAUGUCGCCAGUAACGCCAACGGAGUCAUUGAGCCACGAUUUCUCAUCGUGCACCAAGUGACCUGCACCCGGCAUCCCGACCACCGCGAUGCGCUGUACGCGGACACGCCCCGGCUCUUCGCCGGCGACAGCAGGACGGUAGCUCUGCACGGGCGCACGCGCAUCAACCAAGACAUCUUCAGCGAAGAAUUCGCCGAGGACAACCCCAACAUCAGCUUCAACGUGGUCAAAAGCUACGACUGUGGCCAGUACCACGACCUCCAGCUGGCCCGGGAUGCCUUCCGCACGCUCCCCAUGCCCGACGGCAUCGCCAAGGCACUCGGCCGCUUCAAGUCGCAGCUCACCUUCCUGGACGACGACGGGCCCGAGGCGGACGUCGUGAGCGAGAAGAUCUACUUCAUCGCCAAGGAGCUCAAGGACGCGAUGAAGGACUGCCGGGCCCGGUAUCCGCAGUACUUCAUCGAGACGGAAUUGCCCGAUUCCCAGGACGCGCCGUACCUGGGCAUGUACCAUGCGCGGACGCUCAUGGCGAACGAGAUCCUGCAGCCGACGAGCUGGCUGCCCGACAUGCAACGCGCGCAUACGGCGUGCCUGAUGAACUUCAUCCAGACGUCCCGUGCCCAGGAGUACGCAGAAGCCGAUCACCAGUUUGCCGCGGGCGUGGUUACCAAGCGCCAUUUUGCGAAGUUAUUCGCGCCCGACGACAUCAUCGUUCGGACGACGGACGAAGGGCCGCUUGGUUACAUGGUCUCUGGGUUCCCGCAGAACAGCGACCUUCGCGUCGGUCUGAGCUGCUGGAACUGGGAAUUCGACGGGCGGUUCUUCAGGAAGCGGAGCAAUUGGACUGUAGAAUGGCCCUCCUCUGAGCACACGAUCCACAUGUCGUCGCUGUCGAUAUAUCCUCUGAAGUUCGACCAGGGCGGUGUGAAGGAGAGACUGUAUAGUCGCGGCCAGCAGUUCUGGAAGUGCAGGAAACAGCGGCUCGUGGAGUGCGACUCUUUGACACUGAGCUUUGAGUUUCGAGCAACGUGCAACCGGUUCAUGAUCGACCUGAAUACCUACAGACAGAUGCACCCAGAGGCAAUCGAAGACCACGCCAACGAUGGAAACGGGGUAGAAAACGAAGAGUCCCCUCCCGAGGACGGCUUUCUGCUUCUUCUCCCCGCAACCAUACGCGGCUAUGGCUUCCACGACAAGAAGUGGAGCAAGCUCCCAGUCGAGCAAAUCCGCGACGUAGAUUGGAGCAGCGACACCUUCGACCGACGGCUCGUCCUCAAGCCGCGCAAGAAAGAGCUCAUCAAAGCCCUCGUCACCAUCCACACUUCCAAGAACAAGCCCCAAAAAGCCGACAUCAUCGAGGGAAAAGGAAAAGGCCUCAUCCUACUUCUCCACGGAGGCCCAGGGACCGGAAAGACACUGACGGCCGAAAGCAUCGCUGAGUACGCAAAGCGACCGCUCUACAGGGUCACCUGCGGCGACAUCGGUACCGACCCCGAAAGCGUGGAAAAAUACCUCGAAUCCGUCCUCUACAUCGGCACCAUCUGGCGCUGCGUCGUGCUCCUCGACGAGGGGGACGUCUUCCUCGAGGAACGCACGCCCACCGAUCUCCAACGCAACGCGCUCGUAUCCGUAUUCCUUCGCACGCUUGAGUACUUUGAAGGAAUCCUGAUCCUGACAUCCAACCGCGUGGGCACGUUUGACGAAGCGUUCAAGUCCCGGGUUCAGCUCGCGAUGCAUUAUCCGCCGCUGGAUAGGAAGGAUCGGCUUGAAGUGUGGGACAUGUUCUUUCGGGAUAUGCUGGAGGCGGAGGAGAAGGUGAAGGAAGAAGAGCUAAGUGAUAAGUUGAAUAUGCUGGCGCAGCAUAAGUUGAACGGGAGGCAGAUUAGGAAUGUCAUUAACACUGCCAGGCAGCUAGCGCGGUAUAGGAAGGAGAUACUUGCUUAUACGCAUAUUGACCAAGCGCUGGAGGUUGCGAAUGAGUUUGAGGAGUAUAUUACUGGUACGCGGGGCCAUACCGACGAGGAAUACGCAAAGGCGGAGGGAAUCAGAUGA